GCCCUAUCGCAGUUGAUAUCACUACUUUCUCACAAAAUCUCUCUUGGCGACUCUGUAGAUUCGUAUUUGGAAUCCUCGUCACUCAUGAGGCAAACAUUGAAACUCAAGCCGCAGCCAGAGCUCAUGUUACUCAUCCAUCAAAUAAUCUUCCUCGCCUACUAUAUGAAUUCAAAGUUGGAGAAGCUUAUUUCCUUAUGCCCUCAAGUACAAGUAGCAUUGGUUGAAGGAAAAAUUCAAGUGUAUGAAGAAGUCUUGUGGAGCAACAAUAGGAAGUGGUACUGUCUCCCUGGAAGUUGGGACAAAUUCAGGUCUGCAAGAGAAGACGCAACCCAUUUUCUCUGUCGAGGUUGUAGAGGCAAGAACCAUGAAAGAUAUGGAAAGGCUCCAGUUGAAAUCAAACACCCUCUUCAUCCAAAACAUUCUCUUCAGCUUGUCUUAUUGUACAAGUAUAGUGGAACGAGGGAAUGCCAUUGCUGUGGUGAAGAUCUCAUAAAAGUAUUUUAUUAUUGUUCAACUUGUGAUGCUGCUAUGAAUAUAGAUUGUGUGGAGAAACCACCAGUCUUAUCUAUAGACCAUCCAAAGUGGCAUGAUCAUGCGCUGGCUUUGUUUCCAAGACAGGCUUCCUUAACCUGCAAUGCAUGCGCCUUGUCCGAUUCGAGCUCUCCUAUCUAUAUGUGCCCCCCUUGUGACUUUGUGAUCCAUCUAAAGUGUACCCUCUUACCACGUGUCAUAAGGAUAUCUCGACAUCUCCAUCGUAUUUGUUCUACGCUUUCUUUUGAUCAAGGAGAGUGGUCUUGUGGUGUUUGUCGCACAAAGAUAGAAAAUGAUUAUGGGGGCUAUUCUUGCAUCAAGAACGAUUGCUAUUAUGCGGCUCAUUCAAGAUGUACCACACAAAGCAAUGUGUGGGAUGGCUUAGAACUUGAGGGAGAGCCUGAAGAGAUUGAAGAAAUAGAAGUUAAGCCAUUCGUGAGGAUAAGCGAUGGAAUCAUACAGUAUUUCAGUCAUCAACAUCAUCAUUUGAGACUUGAUAAGAACACGGGCAGAGAUUACAACGAGAAUAAGCAGUGCCAAGCAUGUGUCAUGCCAAUCUAUUUCGAAUGUCUCAAAGUGUUAUUGAACUUUUUAGCAAAAUCAAGUUUUCUCAUCAAAAUUGCCCUGUCGCAAUUGAUAUCACUACUUUCUCACAAAAUCUCUCUUGGCGACUCUGUAGAUUCGUAUUUGGAAUCCUCAUCACUCAUGAGGCAAACAUUGAACCUCAAGCCGCAGCCAGAGCUCAUGUUACUCAUCCAUCAAAUAAUCUUCCUCGCCUACUAUAUGAAUUCAAAGUUGGAGAAGCUUAUUUCCUUAUGCCCUCAAGUACAAGUAGCAUUGGUUGAAGGAAAAUUUCAAGUGCAUGAAGAAGUCCCAUGGAGCAACAAUAGGAAGUGGUACUGUCUCCCUGGAAGUUGGGACAAAUUCAGGUCUGCUAGAGAAGACGCAACCCAUUUUCUCUGUCGAGGUUGUAGAGGCAAGAACCAUGAAAGAUAUGGAAAGGCUCCAGUUGAAAUCAAACACCCUUUUCAUCCAAAACAUUCUCUUCAGCUUAUCUUAUUGUACAAGUAUAGUGGAACGAGGGAAUGCCAUUGCUGUGGUGAAGAUCUCAUAAAAGUAUUUUAUUAUUGUUCAACUUGUGAUGCUGCUAUGAAUAUAGAUUGUGUGGAGAAACCACCAGUCUUAUCUAUAGACCAUCCAAAGUGGCAUGAUCAUGCGCUGGCUUUGUUUCCAAGACGGGCUUCCUUAACCUGCAAUGCAUGCGCCUUGUCCGAUUCGAGCUCUCCUAUCUAUAUGUGCCCCCCUUGUGACUUUGUGAUCCAUCUAAAGUGUACCCUCUUACCACUUAAGCUAUUCGUGAGGAUAAGCGAUGGAAUCAUACAGUAUUUCAGUCAUCAACAUCAUCAUUUGAGACUUGAUAAGAAUCUUAUUUCCUUAUGCCCUCAAGUACAAGUAGCAUUGGUUGAAGGAAAAAUUCAAGUGCAUGAAGAAGUCUCGUGA
Molecule: messenger RNA, 2031 nt
Organism: Thlaspi arvense
Lineage: Eukaryota; Viridiplantae; Streptophyta; Magnoliopsida; Brassicales; Brassicaceae
Source: the annotation of a GenBank genome assembly